AUGGAACCUGGGGAACCCCAGGAGCCCCGUGAGCCCAGGCCGGGAGCAGAGAACGCCGCGGUCCCACGCUGGGAGGAAGCCAAGACUUUCUAUGACAACCUCUCGCCCAAGAAGAAACCCAAAUCGCCCAAGCCUCAGAAUGCGGUCACCAUUGCUGUGUCCUCCCGAGCCUUGUUCCGUAUGGACGAGGAGCAGCGGAUCUUCACAGAGCAAGGUGUGGAGGAGUAUGUGCGCUACCAGCUGGAACACGAGAAUGAGCCCUUUAGCCCCGGGCCAGCCUUCCCUUUCGUGAAGGCUCUGGAGGCUGUGAACAAGCGGCUGCGGGAGCUGUACCCUGAGAGUGAGGACAUCUUUGACAUCGUCCUCAUGACCAACAAUCAUGCUCAAGUGGGUGUUCGCCUCAUCAACAGUAUCAACCACUAUGACCUGUUCAUUGAGAGGUUCUGCAUGACAGGUGGGAAUAGCCCCAUCUGCUACCUCAAGGCCUAUCACACCAACCUCUACUUGUCAGCUGAUGCGGAAAAAGUGCGGGAAGCCAUUGAUGAGGGGAUUGCAGCUGCCACCAUCUUCAGCCCCAGCAGGGAUGUGGCUGUGUCCCAGAGUCAGCUGCGUGUGGCUUUCGAUGGGGAUGCUGUGCUCUUCUCUGAUGAGUCGGAGCGCAUCGUCAAGGCCCAUGGGCUGGACAGAUUCUUCGAGCACGAGAAGGCCCAUGAGAACAAACCUUUGGCACAGGGCCCCUUAAAGGGCUUUCUGGAGGCACUGGGUAGGCUGCAAAAGAAGUUCUACUCCAAAGGCUUGAGGCUGGAGUGCCCAAUUCGUACCUACUUGGUGACAGCACGCAGUGCAGCCAGUUCCGGGGCCCGCGCUCUCAAGACCCUGCGCAGCUGGGGCCUGGAGACGGAUGAGGCUUUAUUUCUAGCUGGAGCACCCAAAGGCCCCCUUCUCGAGAAGAUCCGUCCACACAUAUUCUUUGAUGACCAGAUGUUCCAUGUGGCUGGGGCUCAGGAGAUGGGUACCGUGGCUGCCCACGUGCCUUAUGGCGUGGCACAGACACCCCGGCGGACUGCACCUGCAAAACAGGCCCCAGCUGCACAGUAGCUGAGCCACCAGCUGGACUGAUCCACAUUGCUCCAGGCGCCCUGUCAUAUUUUGACACCUCAUCUGGUAGACCAUUCUAGUUCCUCACUGUUCUGCCCUUCUGCCUGUCUGUUCUCCCUAUAAAUGAGGUAUUGUAGGAAGUUAUGCAAACUGGGCUGGCAUUCCCACCAUCCUUCCUUUGGGGCAUACCUUGUGCCAUGACCAGGACAGUAAGACUGUGUGAAGUAGCUGGACCUCAGAGGGAAGCUGAUGGGACUGAGAAUGAAAGGAUCAGAGAAGUCAGGAUGCCUCAAAAGAGGCCUGGGAUGAAAACUAGCUCAGUGCAGUCAACGAGUACUGCUUUGUGAGACAGUGAAUCUGCCUUCUAAGCUCAGUCCUGGCAUUAACCGCAUGACUUUGAGUAAGUCUCUUCCUUCAUGGACCCCAGUUUCCCCAUCUUUUGGGUAGUUUUCAGAUUCCCUUUAGCCAAAGAAUCUCAGUUCUAUAAGAUUGCCCUCUUUGAAGGGAGCAUUCUGAGCCAGAGCCGCUGCUGGUUUGUAUGGCACCUUUAUGCAAAUUACAAAAGGAUACUCUCUCUAGAUGAAUGAAAGAUAAAAAGACCGUCCUUCCUCUGGCCUGGUCCAGACUUGUGCUG
Carlito syrichta (Philippine tarsier) is the source of this 1732-nucleotide messenger RNA. RefSeq names its product 5'-nucleotidase, cytosolic IA (gene NT5C1A). The record is from RefSeq and is a predicted model, not a curated record. The transcript has 6 exons. Gene Ontology annotation, molecular function: magnesium ion binding; 5'-nucleotidase activity; nucleotide binding. Gene Ontology annotation, cellular component: cytosol; cytoplasm. NCBI's taxonomy places the organism in Eukaryota, Metazoa, Chordata, Mammalia, Primates, Tarsiidae. Bases 1 to 1098 code for a protein of 365 amino acids. Gene Ontology annotation, biological process: adenosine metabolic process; nucleotide metabolic process.